Messenger RNA from Galeopterus variegatus (Sunda flying lemur), 637 nucleotides. Its product is annotated as astrotactin-2-like. The transcript is spliced from 3 exons. The record is from RefSeq and is a predicted model, not a curated record. The annotation marks the transcript as partial. Lineage: Eukaryota; Metazoa; Chordata; Mammalia; Dermoptera; Cynocephalidae. Gene Ontology annotation, biological process: neuron cell-cell adhesion; neuron migration.
CUGCCCGGACGCAUCGCGGUGCAGGACGACCUGGACAACACGGAGCUGCCCUUCUUCACCCUGGAGAUGUCUGGCACAGCGGCGGACAUCUCGCUGGUGCACUGGAGACAGCAGUGGCUGGAGAAUGGCACCUUGUACUUCCACGUCUCCAUGAGCAGCUCCGGGCAGCUGGCCCAGGCCACUGCCCCCACUCUCCAGGAGCCCUCAGAGAUUGUUGAGGAGCAGAUGCACAUCCUUCACAUUUCCGUGAUGGGUGGUCUCAUCGCACUGCUGCUGCUGCUGCUGGUCUUCACUGUGGCGCUGUAUGCCCAGCGGCGCUGGCAGAAACGUCGCCGCAUCCCCCAGAAGAGCGCAAGCACGGAAGCCACUCACGAGAUCCACUACAUCCCAUCGGUGCUGCUGGGUCCCCAGGCGCGGGAGAGCUUCCGUGCCUCCCGGCUGCAGACCCACAAUUCUGUCAUUGGUGUGCCCAUCCGGGAGACCCCCAUCCUGGAUGACUAUGACUAUGAGGAAGAUGAGGACCUGCCCCGGCGGGCCAACCAUGUCUCCCGUGAGGACGAGUUUGGCAGCCAGAUGACCCACACCCUGGAUAGUCUGGGACGGCCAGGGGAAGACAAGGUGGACUUUGAGAAGAAAG